AUGGACAACAACAACAAUUCCAUUGAGGACCAGCCUGCAGGGAAGAAGAAACCUACCACCCUCUUACUUAUCCCAUGUCUCCUCAUCACUACCUCUAUGCUUCUCCUUUAUCUCUCCCAAAACAAAUUCAUCCUCAUCAGCAGCAGCACCACCACUACUAUCUCCGAUUCCGAUCAUUCCAGACUCAGAUACGAUCCAUGCGUCGGCCGAUACAUAUAUAUUCAUAAUCUACCUUCUCGAUUCAACAAAGACAUCCUCCAAGACUGCGAGUCCAUUUCAAGACCAAAAGAUAAAAUUAGCAUGUGUAGGUACAUUGAAAACUCCGGAUUCGGACCUCAGAUGGGUGAUGGUGAUUAUGGUGAUUCCACCGAUUCUAAGUACUCUCCGAGCUGGUACGCGACUAAUCAGUUCAUGCUUGAAGUUAUUUUCCACGAGAAGAUGAAGACAUACGAGUGUUUGACGAGUAAUUCGUCGCUGGCUUCGGCUAUUUAUGUACCUUACUACGCUGGUCUAGAUUUACGGCGAUAUAUGCAGUGGAGUUGUAACGUCUCUGAAAGAGACGCCGCCGGGAAGGAAAUGUUUAAAUGGCUCAAAAAGCAACCCCAAUGGAAAGGUCUGUCAGGCAAAAACCAUUUCCUCGUUACCGGUCGGAUUUCAAAAGAUUUCCGGCGAUACUCCGAAGAUAACUCUAGUUGGGGAACCAACUUAAUGCUUUUACCGGAAUCGCAGAACCUUUCUUUUCUCACCAUUGAACGAAGUCCAAAAAGACAAAACGAGUUCGCUAUUCCUUAUCCAACCUACUUUCACCCGACUUCAGCCGUCGAGAUUCGCCAGUGGCAAGACAAGAUGAAGCUCACAAACCGAACACUACUCUUCUCAUUCGCCGGAGCUCAAAGGCCGAGCAAAAACUAUAAAGGUUUGGUUCGCACUCAAGUUAUCGAACAAUGCAAUAGUUCUUCGAAGGCAUGUAGGUUUCUUGACUGCGACGUUAAAACCAACAUCUGCGAUGAUCCGAUCAGUUUGAUGAAGCUUUUCGAGAGUUCGGUUUUUUGCUUACAACCACCGGGUGAUUCGUUAACCAGAAGAUCAGUAUUUGAUUCGAUCUUGGCUGGUUGUAUUCCGGUUUUCUUCAGUCAAGGAAGUGCAUACAAGCAAUAUACAUGGCACAUACCGAACAACAUUAGUGAAUACUCUGUUUAUAUUUCGUAUAAAGAGCUGAGAAACGAAGGAAAGAACAAAAUCGAAGAGAUUUUGCGUGGAAUACCGAAUGAGAAAGUUGUCGGUAUGAGAGAAAAUGUAAUAAGACUGGUUCCUAAGAUUGUGUACACUAAACCAAACCGACACAAACCGGAUGGUGGGACUCUUGAGGAUGCUUUUGAUAUUGCUGUGAAGGGAGUGGUAAAGAGAAUAGAAGAAACAAGGAGAGAAAUUCAAGACUGA
Brassica napus (rape) is the source of this 1440-nucleotide messenger RNA. Its product is annotated as probable xyloglucan galactosyltransferase GT15. Lineage: Eukaryota; Viridiplantae; Streptophyta; Magnoliopsida; Brassicales; Brassicaceae. The record is from RefSeq and is a predicted model, not a curated record. The transcript is spliced from 2 exons. The coding region runs from base 1 to 1440 and encodes 479 amino acids. Gene Ontology annotation, molecular function: glycosyltransferase activity.